Mycetomoellerius zeteki is the source of this 2869-nucleotide messenger RNA. RefSeq lists its product as uncharacterized. The transcript has 10 exons. Bases 270 to 2819 code for a protein of 849 amino acids. The record is from RefSeq and is a predicted model, not a curated record. Lineage: Eukaryota; Metazoa; Arthropoda; Insecta; Hymenoptera; Formicidae.
UUUUUUUAGAAACAGAAGAAAGACCGGUAUUUGACCAAAUACUCUUAGUAUUUCAAAGAAAAGGAAUGCGCAGUACACGAAUGACACAAAGCAAAACAGAUAUCAAGAUAUGAAGAGAUUUAAUUGAAUCGAAUGAAAACUAUUUUGCUGUUGAAAAGCAAGGAUCUUGCCGAAGACAAAAAAAAAACAACAAAGGGCAACUGCAAAUUCGGCAUGAUCCGUGGCAAAAAUAGAAUCUAUUCAAAAACGUUAGGUGGGGUGGUGGAGGCAUGGAAGCUGACCAACCGUCUCUUCAAAGGCUCUUCAGGAGCACCUUGCCAUCACCGGGAGUACCCGGAUUAGACGUCAUAAGAGCUUUACAUCAAACAGUCGUGUCACUGCGCUCGGCUCUGGACUCAUCGCGCGAGGAGCUCCGGCGACUGCAAGAGAGCGUCGGGAAUUUUUGCGGCGAGAGCUACAUUGAUGCGGUGAGCCGUUUAGCCCUCGAAAAUCAUGUGCUCAGACGAAAGAUCCUGAGUAGGAGCUGUGAAUUUUCGUGCGAUGCAGCGACUAGUCCUCCACUUCAAUCGAGACACGUUCAACUUGUAGAAGUCCAUAUGAACGAACCGACAGAUCCUGAGAAAACUACUAUGGAUGUGUCCAAGAAGAUUGCUACUGAUGCUCAGAACUCGUUUAAUGAACCAGUAUCUGAACACAGCAAGGUUAAUAGCAGCAACAACAAUGGUCCUGAUCCGUCUUCUCGUGCUGGCCAAUCCGACAAGUUCCAAGAUUUAUCGAAAUAUUCGAAAAUCACAAUUACCAAAGAUAUAAUCAAUACUAAAAUUACAGAGGCGGCGUCCACGAUUCUGAACGUUUCUCAAAAUGAGAAUCACAAAUCUCCAACUUUGACAACGAAUGUGACUAACAACGAGGAAGAGUCUCGAGUGGAAAUAUCAGGUGACGCAGCUAAUAUGGGUCAUUUAGAUAUUCCUGAGAAGGAUCCUGAAGACUUGAGUUUGAAAUCUAUCUCUGACGGUGAGAAUUCUGUAUUCAGCGAUCAUGUAGAUCAACCUCAGAUACCUCGACAAGGUCAUCCAGGUGAUUCGCCAAGACCGAACGAACACUCGGAGAACGAGUCUGAAGAAUUGGAUGACAUCGAGCUAAUAUUCACAACAGAUGAGAUAUGUCGCGAUCUCGGUCUGCAGGAGGAUCUGGUUUCUAUUACCGAGACGGAAACAUGGCAGCAUGGCGGUGGCGGCCAACCUAUUUUACUUAAAUAUAUAAAACCGACAGAGAAUGAGUCAUUAAUUUGCAAUGGUGACAAAACCAGUUCUGUCGAGGAAGCCGUCUCGUCGCAGAGUUCUAGCAUCGACCGCGAGGAGAGUGUCGACAGGUUCGACGAGAGCUCCAGUACCAGACUCAAUAAGAUGUGGUCGCAGUGCUCCGUUCUAGUGGAGACUGACAUUAGCAAGUGUGGUAUAUUGGAAGAUGCUGAAAGCACGGCAGGUUCAUCCUUGCGACAUGUCACGAGAAGAAAUACUCUGGCUGCACCACCGACGGCUUACCGACCUAUCAUUCAUCGGGAAGCUCUGGCUAAUAGUCGGAGAAAGAGUUCUGUUCCAUUGCGGCCGGUGAUGGACCGUAGUAGUGGUGCCCGAAGAGAAUCUGGUGUCCAGACGGACAUCUCUGCGCUUCCAGCACAAUGGCGAUCCGAAAGCUAUCUCGCACACAAAGUCGCACAUACUUUUACGACAUUACCGAGCAAGUUUGCGCUACCAACAGGAGUGCCUGGCCGACUGAGAUUGUCGGACAAAACCCGAGAAGCUAGAAGAGUAAUGUUGUCGGACAUUAGUUUCACUAGCAUGGUACCAGAAUUAUCAAGAAGUGCAGAUCACCUGUGCCAUGAGCCACAUGCACAGACGUGUUUUAGUUCACGCGGCUGUGGCCUUCGUACAUCCGAAGCUCAAAGACGCGAAUCCUUAGGCUCUCCUGCAGGAUAUUGGCUUCGUUGCAAUCCCACAACAGGUCUGCCGAGUCCCUGUGACUGUCGGUUAUCAACUGAUCUGUAUUCUUCGCGAUAUCGCGGCUCUCUAACAUCGAUACCGUCGCCCGGUCUCGAAGUUGCCGGGGAUCCUCCGCGAAGACAUUCCUGGAGAGCGACAGCGGCAUCCCUCGACACAUGGAGAGUUCCGGUUGCGACUUCCACACCACGUCCGACAUGGUCCUCGAUGCCAUCUUCUCCAACACACAUACAUCCUCCACCGACUUUCUCCAAAACUUCGAAAAACACACCAAAGAGAACACGAUCCAAGGUGACUUUUCAAGAGUGUCCAUUGACGCGCGGUAGUUUACCCAACUUGCAUUCAGACUCAGUCGGCGGUGAAAAUAGUGGAGACUCUACUGAAUCGUUAAUCGAUGAAGCCGAGGAUUAUCUGCGGCGAAGUAUUGAUUCUAUGUUAACAAUAUCAAGCAUCAGUACGGAUUAUUGGAACAAACAGACAACAAGACGAAGAAGAACGCGAAGGCAUUCGGAGCCGAACUUGAUACGCGAUUGGCAUCCUUCUCAGGAUGCCAAACCAUAUUUGCCAAAGACACCAAGAGAUCUCAAACUGGAUCAUCUUGUGAAAGUUAUAUCACCGGAAGGCAGAGUCCUCCAAGGUCGCGUGAGAUAUGUAGGUCCUGUUCCAGGUCGAGAAGACACGCAUGUGGGAGUGGAACUGCCAUAUGUCAAUGGUUCAUCUGAUGGUACUUUUCAUGGCAGAAGAUUUUUCGAUUGCGAUCCGGAUCGAGCAAUCUUCGUUCCGUUUAAGAAGGUGGUGCUUGCUUGGUGCACUAUUUGACCCGAAGCGUCGAUCACUAUAAUCACCCCUCGUAUUCUACUCUCCCAAUA